Molecule: messenger RNA, 156 nt
Organism: Dictyostelium purpureum
Lineage: Eukaryota; Evosea; Eumycetozoa; Dictyosteliales; Dictyosteliaceae
Exons: 1
Coding region: 1-156 (51 amino acids)
Source: RefSeq, a predicted model, not a curated record
AUGGUGAUAGUUAUUGAUGAUAAUAAUAACAAUGAUAACAAAAAUUAUAAUAAUACAAAUAGUAAUGGCGACAAUAACAGUAAUAGUAGUAAUUAUAAUGGACCCAAAUUGGUAAAUGCAUUUGGUAAUUUAAUGAAUUUCGAAUUAUCAAGAUGA